AUGCCGACGUUCCAGAACAAGACAUUCCGCUCGUCGGCCGACGCCAACAAGCUCGGCAUGCGAUACCGAGCCCUCAUGAGCAAGCACCCGUUCCUCGCCUUUGGGCUGCCCUUCAUGGCCGUCAUCGUCGCCGGCUCCUUCGUCCUCACUCCUGCCACGGCGAUCCGAUACGAGAAGCACGACCGCAAGGUGCGCCAAAUGACCAAGGAGGAGGAGCUGAACGUGAGGAGGGCGGCACGCAAGGUGGACAUGAAGGAGGAGUACUAUAGACUUGCUGGAAGAGACCUGGACAAUUGGGAGCAGAAGCGGGUUGAGAGGCUGCCCGGCGAGAGCGACGGGAUUUUGUAA
This is a messenger RNA of Trichoderma reesei QM6a, 348 nucleotides long. RefSeq lists its product as uncharacterized. Gene Ontology annotation, cellular component: mitochondrial inner membrane. Lineage: Eukaryota; Fungi; Ascomycota; Sordariomycetes; Hypocreales; Hypocreaceae. The record is from RefSeq and is a predicted model, not a curated record. The transcript is spliced from 2 exons. Gene Ontology annotation, biological process: mitochondrial respiratory chain complex IV assembly. The coding region runs from base 1 to 348 and encodes 115 amino acids.